Molecule: messenger RNA, 3074 nt
Organism: Pyrgilauda ruficollis (rufous-necked snowfinch)
Lineage: Eukaryota; Metazoa; Chordata; Aves; Passeriformes; Passeridae
Gene: CAP2
Product: cyclase associated actin cytoskeleton regulatory protein 2
Exons: 16
Coding region: 433-1875 (480 amino acids)
Biological process (GO): cell morphogenesis; regulation of adenylate cyclase activity; cytoskeleton organization
Cellular component (GO): cytoplasm
Molecular function (GO): adenylate cyclase binding; actin binding
Source: RefSeq, a predicted model, not a curated record
CAGCUGAUGUGACUGACUGACACCGGCUCCCGCUGAGGAGGAGGAGGAGAAGGAGGAGGAAGAGGAGGAGGAGGAAGGAGAGCAACGGCGAGGCGAGGGAGGGGGGGAGCGAGUGACCGGCCGCGGAUUUUCAUUGCAGAGAGGAGGGGGGAAAAAAAAGGCUACGCGGGUCAUCAGAACAGGGCCUUACUGAGAGGUCUUCUGGUUUAAUCCAAAUUGACAUCAGUUUGAGAAGACUCUGUUUACAUUCCUUCCCUACAGCUAAUGGAAAAAAACCCACAAACCAUACAAGGUGGUCAGCAUCAACUCCAAGAAAAGAUACAUGGUUAACCCUGAUAAUUACUUCAAGAUCAAAUCUUUAAUUAAAAUCCUGACAGGUGACUGAGCACUGGAACUGGCUGCCCAAAGGGGUUGAGGAAUCUCCUUCACUGAAUGGCAGAGACUCAUGGCUUAAUGGAGAGAUUGGAGAAAGCAGUGACUCGACUUGAAUCAUUGUUCUCAGAUUCACACACAUCUGGUGGAAUGGAGUGUGAUGGCAUCAAUGGAGUCAAUGGAAGCGUAGCACCAUAUGUGGAAGCCUUUGAUAGGCUGCUGAAUGGAAGUGUUGCUGAGUUUCUCAGGUACAGCAAGAUUCUCGAAGGUGAUGUGAAGACACAUGCAGAGAUGGUACGUGCUGCUUUCCAAGCGCAGAGAUCUUUCUUGCUGUUAGCAUCUCAAUGUCAAGAGCCUCAAGAGAACGAGGUGGCAAUGCUUCUCAAGCCAAUAUCAGAGAAGAUUCAGGAAAUCCAGAACUUCAGAGAAAGGAACAGAGGAAGUAAAAUGUUCAACCACCUCUCAGCUGUCAGUGAGAGCAUCCCUGCCCUUGGGUGGAUAGCAGUGUCUCCUAAACCAGGCCCUUAUGUCAAGGAGAUGAAUGAUGCUGCUACCUUUUAUACUAACAGGGUAUUAAAGGACUACAAGAACAGUGACACACGCCAUGUUGAUUGGGUGAAGUCAUAUCUGAACAUCUGGUCUGAGCUUCAAGCUUAUAUCAAAGAGCAUCACACCACAGGUCUCACCUGGAGUAAAACUGGUCCUGUUGCAUCCUCCAUGUCCAUGCGAUCUGUUCUAACCAGCGGCUCCUGCCUUUCCCCGCCGCCUCCGCCGCCGCCGCCCCCGGGACCGCCCCCCAUCUUCGAUACGGAAACCGAAACCGCAAAGGACGAAGGAACUGCAUCUCGCUCAGCCCUCUUUGCACAGCUCAACCAGGGAGAGGCAAUUACCAAAGGGCUUCGACAUGUCUCUGAUGACCAGAAGACUCACAAGAACCCCAGCCUACGUGCCCAAGGCCCACCUGUUCGUUCUCCAACAAAAAGCCAUACUCCAAGUCCUACCUCUCCCAAGAAUUCCCCACAGCAGAGCCAUGCCCCUGUCUUGGAGCUAGAGGGAAAGAAGUGGAGAGUGGAAUAUCAAGAGGAUAAGAAUGACCUGGUCAUUAACAACACUGAACUCAAGCAAGUGGCCUAUAUUUUUAAGUGUAACAAAUCUACACUUCAGAUAAAAGGAAAAAUCAACUCAAUUACUAUUGACAACUGUAAAAAGUUUGGCCUUGUGUUUGACAAUGUUGUGGGAAUCGUGGAAGUGAUCAACUCCAGGGAUAUUCAGAUUCAGGUGAUGGGGAAAGUGCCAACCAUUUCUAUUAACAAAACAGAAGGCUGCCACAUCUACCUCAGUGAGGAGUCAUUGGAUUGUGAGAUUGUGAGUGCCAAGUCGUCUGAGAUGAACAUUCUCAUCCCCCAGGAUGGUGAUUAUAAAGAAUUUCCGGUUCCUGAACAGUUCAAGACAGCAUGGGAUGGAUCUAAGUUGGUCACUGAACCCGCAGAGAUUGUGGGUUGACAUCCUCACGCCAUAGAGCACUUGCUGACCACGGCCAGGCUGCGGCCAGCACACACAAAGCAGUAAUGUAAAGAACUAGAGGUAGCAGGAGUUCAUGCUGCUGUCAUAGGCCUUCAAGCAUUAGCUCUGCAUGCUAGGAACAACUACACAUCUGGCACCCUUUUGUUAGGCAGCCCGGUCCUGGUCACGUCUCCACACAGUUUGCCUUCACAUACAGUUUUAAUUCUGAAUGAGAAUGCAAUAGGUUAAACCCCCCACCUUCCAGUCACAUCAUUGGUUUGAAAUUUUGUAUACAUUAAGCAAACGUACUGCAUGAUACACUUUUUUUUAUCAUCUUGCUUCAGUGCAUUCCUUUUUGUAUUUCUGCUAAUCAAAACAGCAUUAAGACUUCAAGGUGUUUAUUUUUGCCUUUUAAGCAAUUCCUGUAUGAUGCAGUAAAAAUGUACCUGUAGAAAGUAUGCAGUUUCUUGCAGUUCUGUGGCAAUCAUAACGUGUUCCGUUUCAAACAAGCAAAAAAGGACAACUUUCACCACAGCAAUAUAUUUUGCUAACUGAAAAUGAAAAAAAAAAUCUGGCCAUCUAAUCAAAAAUGUUUAUAAUAUGCAUAUUUAGAAGUUUUCUGUGAAGUAAGAUUUUACUAUGGUUCACAGACUUGCUGCUGCCCUCUCAUUUCUUGCAAAUUAGUAAUUCUUUCUAAGCUAGAGCCUCAUCAAUGCUAAAACCUUGCAGGAAAUUACUUGAAGGUUUUUUGCUCCUUGGAAUUCUUUUUUCCCCCUUUUUUUUUUUUUUUUUCUUUCUGGGUGACACAAUCUCUCACUUUUUAAAAUUUCACAUUUUAUUUUGUGUCUUAUACAGAAAACCAAGGAAGACAGACACAUCUGAUACCAGCUAGUUGCCCUUACUUAUAAAGUUCCUUUAAAAUACUUGUAUUGUAACUCAUCAUGUUCAUUAAAAGUAGCAUCCUCAGGCUUUUUCCCCACAUUUGUAGGAGUUACUCAGUUUCAAAUACGUUCACAAAGCAAAGCCAUAGAUUUAUGCCAUACUAAUUAGGAGCCCAAAUAAAGGGGUGAUUUCUGGUUUAGCCCUUUGACUCUACUUUACAGUCCCUAUGCUUUUUUUUAACAAAGGUGGAGUAUUGUAUACAUUUGUACUAUUUCAGCACAUAGUACAAAUAAAACUUCAAAAAUUUUAAAAGUCAA